AUGGGUCAGAACCUUCACAAAACUUUUACCAAUCACAAAAUUCAAAAGUAAACAAAAAGUAAUAUUAUAAAAAAAAGAGCAAAUUUAGUAAUGUCUACCAGUGGUACUCUCAGAUGGUUAAGCCCUGAUAUAACAUGUUUUAUAUUCAACUCGAAGGAAAAAGAGAUAUGGCAAUUUAUUAAGCAAGCAUUGCCUGUCGUGUUCGCGCUGACGAAGCUCGUGUGUUUGAGGCGAGCCGUCUACUGGCUCCAGGUCAAGUCGGACUUCUACAAGAUCAGGCGCUACGUCGAGAACUCUUGCAAGCAGUUGGCGAAGGCAAAGUCAAGGGCGGCAAAAAGGGCCCAGCUUGUCGGGAGGAAGAUCAGCGGUUCCAUCAACGUCGACGAAUGCAUGGACGAGCUUUUCGAAUCUGCCAGGGGCGUCGCCAUCGCCAUGUCGCCCCCUGAGACGGACGUCGAAUUUCUCACAUAUCUGUCAGUCGUGAUCUCCGCACACAUGAUAAACACCUACGCGAGCCUGAGUUCCAGCUCCAACCCGCAGCCGGACGUGGAAUUCGAAAUCGCUCACGCAAUGGACGUCUGCGCUAACGCCCUGAAAAGGAUCAUCUUCUUUGACGAAUUGCUCGCCAUUCAAAUUUCCCUAGCAUACCAACUCGUAGUAGUUUUUCUUAUGUGAUUUUGUCAUUUUAGAAAAACAAAAUAGUUAAUUAAAUUCAUAAGCUGAUUUUAUGUUUUUUUUUUGGCAACAACAGCAAGUUGAAAGAAAAACAACAUCUACAGCACAAUUUCGGGACUUUUAGUGCUAUUUCAUAACUUCAUCAGAAAAGUUUCUUGAAAAUUAAAACUUAAUGAAACAGCCAACUAUAAUAAAAUAAAGGAAAAUAUAGUGAAA
This is a messenger RNA of Cimex lectularius (bed bug), 891 nucleotides long. RefSeq lists its product as uncharacterized. Lineage: Eukaryota; Metazoa; Arthropoda; Insecta; Hemiptera; Cimicidae. The record is from RefSeq and is a predicted model, not a curated record. Bases 91 to 675 code for a protein of 194 amino acids. The transcript has 2 exons.